Messenger RNA from Daucus carota subsp. sativus, 2233 nucleotides. Its product is annotated as probable transcription factor KAN2. Gene Ontology annotation, molecular function: transcription cis-regulatory region binding. The record is from RefSeq and is a predicted model, not a curated record. Gene Ontology annotation, biological process: regulation of DNA-templated transcription; abaxial cell fate specification. The transcript has 6 exons. Gene Ontology annotation, cellular component: nucleus. Lineage: Eukaryota; Viridiplantae; Streptophyta; Magnoliopsida; Apiales; Apiaceae. Bases 454 to 1776 code for a protein of 440 amino acids.
UAUUUUUCUUCCUAAUCUUACCCCCACGUCCACAAAAGGACUCAUCUCUCUCCUCCCUCUCUCUCUGGAGAGAGAAGUGUCAUUUUCCCACAUAUACUUCUUCACACAAAAGAAACAAGCAUUCAUUUCAUACCUAGCUUAGCUUGUCAUUUAUUCUUUCUCUUCUCUUUCCUCUCUGAUAUCUCCCAAAACUUCUGCAACUACUCCACUCCUCAAGUUUUUCAUCAUCAAUGAAAUGAACCUCAUUUGAGUAAAGAUCAAAACCACCCAUCAUAUAUUUAUAAAAUCUUUCUCAUCUACACUUGUAACAAGGACUGAUCAUACUUCAUACAUCUCCUACAAGCAUUCUUUUGAGAUCUUUCAACAGUACUUAAGGAUCAAGAACCAGACUUGGUUGUUUCAUAAGGAUCAAGAAGGUAAAGGCUUGUUUGUUUGGGUGAACAAAAGAGGGAGAUGGAGCUCUUUCCAGCACAACCAGACUUGUCUUUGCAAAUCAGCCUGCCAAACAGCAGCAAAGGAGCAUCAGGAGGUGGAGGAGGAUGGAGAAGAACAAGAACUGAAGAAGAUAAAGAUGGCAUGGAUUUAGGCUUCUGGAAAAGAGCUUUAGACAACUCCAAGAACAGCUCAUCAUCACCCAUCUUUAAUUCUUCAGUCUUCUCAAAACCCUCUGAUACCAACAACACUGCUGCAAAUUCUUGUUUUGAUCUCUCUCUGUCAAAUCCAAGCUCAGCUUCUUAUCAAAAGCCAGUCAAUAACAACAUCAUUUCCACCCAACAAAACUUCCAUAAUCUCCUCCAAAACAACAACAACCAUCUUCUUCACUACACCAAUUUUAACCAACACAAUUACCAACAAGGCCACCAAAACAAUAUUCUCCACAACAAUCACCAUCACUUGUACAACCAAAAUCAUCAGUAUCAGGGAGGGAGAGGCUUAAGCUCAGAUGAGCUUAUGGGUUACUUAAAACCCAUUAGAGGAAUCCCAGUUUACCAACAACAAAACCCUCCCACUGCAACCACCACUCCUUACCUGAAUUUUCCAUUUGUGCAACAGCCUUGCUCUCUUGAUUCAACUUCAUCUCUCUCAUCUACUUCCCCUACUACUCCAAACCCUAGUCAUGACAGCUUCCAGUCUCAGGUAGGGUUCAUGAGAUCAAGAUUUCUUUCCAGGUUUCCGGCUAAACGUAGCAUGAGAGCCCCGAGGAUGCGAUGGACUACAACGCUUCAUGCUCGCUUUGUUCAUGCUGUUGAGCUCCUUGGUGGCCAUGAAAGAGCCACACCAAAAUCAGUUCUUGAACUCAUGGAUGUAAAAGAUCUCACCUUAGCUCAUGUAAAAUCCCAUUUACAGAUGUAUCGAACUGUGAAGACAACUGAUAGAGCUGCAGCUUCUUCUGAUCUAUUUGAAAAUGGUUCAUCUGGUGAUACUUCUGAGGAUCUGAUGUUCGACAACAAUAUUCAGAACCCAAGAAGGUCUCAUGAUGAUGAUUCAUCUCAACAAGGGAAAUCCAAAGCUCCCCACUUGGAUAAGGAUUAUCAAGGCCUCUGGACUAACUCAUCUUCAAGCAGGGAAGCUUGGUUGCAUGGGAAGCAAAUAGAUUGUGGAGAUAACAACAUUCCAUCUCAAGAUCAGGACAUGGAUGGGAAGUCUUUAAGCAGCUAUGAAAGAAUAUCAGAAGCAAUGAGUUCAUCAAAUGCAGCAGAGACAAACAGCACUCUAUUAUUCUGCCCAAAGAAGAAGCCUAAUCUUGAGUUUACAUUAGGCAGGCCACUCUGUUAACAGAGUUGUACUAGCUAGCUCUUAUAUAUAAGCUUAUAAAUAUUGAUGUUACUCAUUUUGAAAUAAUCACAAAGUUUUAAUGGGAAGCUAGUGAAGAGAAUCAGGUACCCCACUGGGGAAAGAUUAGAGAUAUGGGAAAAGGAAAAGAGGGGGAAAGGAAAGGAAAAGAAAGGGAGGCCUAAAGAAAGACGAGGAGACAGGGAAAAAAAAGCAAGAAAAAGUAGAAUUUGAUGGAGUUGGAAACCAAAAAAGCAGCAUCAUUGAAUUGAAUUCCUUCACAGUUGCUCUCAUCAAUCAAGUUAAGCAAGUGUUUUGAGUGAGAUAGAAUUGUAUUAGCUGAUCAUUUUCCUAAGUAAAUAUCAUUAAUUUUUGUAUGUUAUUCCUCUUUUAAUUAAAGAGGGAGAAAGGCCUCUAAUUUGAAACAAUUUGUUACAACUAUAUCAAGUGUUUUUUGCAA